AGCUCUCUCCGGCCAGGAGAGGCGUCGCCGCUGCCCGCGCAGCCCCUGAGCAUGUGGCUGAAGUGGAAGGAGCCCAGCCGAUCUUGCCAUCUGCAGCUCCGCGCUGCUGAUCUCGGCUAAGGAGGUUGGGGGAAGCGGGCCAGAGGCGGGCGGCGGCGGCGGUGGAGGAGGAGGGCGGGGUCUUCAGGUGCUCAGCACCGUCCUUCGCUCGCUCCGAGCCAGACGCCGUUGGAGAAGUGCGAGGCGGCAGUUGGGCGGCGAGAAGUCGCGGGGAACGGAUCGGGUCCCUGCCAGUGCACCCUCGCGGAAUCCUCCGCCGGCAAGAGCGGGGCGCGACGCCGCCAGCCCUUCCUCGGAAUCCCCUGCAUGCCUGGAUCCCUCGGCUGCCGGAGGAAGAGCCAGAGGCCGGCGGGCUGGAGGACCUCCGCUUUGAAGCUGCUGCACUCACCGCUGGGCAGUACUACCUCCUACCUCCCCCCACCACACGCACGCACACAUUCUAGGUUGGGCGCCCCGAGGGUCGCGCGAAGGGUCCAGAGAGGGAGAGAUGCAAACGGCGACUGCCUCGAUCCUCGACGUUUCAAGGACGGUGGUGAUCCGCGAGGACGGCAACCAUCCCCAGAAUAACUACACGGGACAAUGCAGCCGAAUAUUCCCACCUCACCUUGGCACAUCACAGAUAAUCCAUGGCAAUGGUACCACCGUUGGCACAGUAAUAACAUUCCAGUGUUCUGCAGAACACCAGCUGAUUGGACAAGGCGUUGUCACAUGCAUUUGGAAAGGAAACAGCACACAGUGGACAGCAGACAUUCCCUCUUGUAAACCUGUAUCCAAAUACGAAACCUUUGGAUUUAAAGUUGCCGUCAUUGCCUCCAUUGUGAGCUGCGCCAUUAUUCUGCUGAUGUCGAUGGCUUUUUUAACCUGCUGUCUUAUCAAGUGUGUUAAGAAAAGUGAGAGAAGAAGAGCUCAAAGGGAUAUGCAACUAUGGUACCAGCUCAGAAGUGAAGAACUGGAAAACAUGCAAGCGGCUUACUUUGGUUUUAAAGGCAGAAAUAACAACAAUAACAAAAUAAAGAAUAAGCCAGUAUUUGAUGAUGGUAGUAAUAUGGCGUAUGACAACCGAGGCUUCUGCAGCUUCCAUGACGAAUGGGCUGGAGGCAUCACAGAGACCGGCUGUUUUGGAGAAAACGAUUUACACAGCAAACCAGCCAAACCCAGCAGUUCACUUGGUAGACAGCUGGGACCGGGGCAUAACGUUGCCAUACAUACCAUAAGUACGAUACAUGUUGUCGAGGUCUAUGGGCAUGAAAAGGAACCGCAGGGGACAAUGGAUACUCAUUUACCUGGAUAGGCAGUCUCAUAAACGCAACGAAGGAUUUGCUGGACCAAAGCCAAAUGUGAAUAGAGAUACCUGCUGAAUGUGCCUUAAAACACUGUAUAGAAAUGAAUCACUGCAUUGUUCCCAUGUAUCAGUUACAAUAAACGUCAGAAUAUCAACAGAUUUAACAGAUCUGACAAAUGUUA
Messenger RNA from Podarcis raffonei (Aeolian wall lizard), 1524 nucleotides. It is a transcript of the gene SUSD3, whose product is annotated as sushi domain containing 3. Gene Ontology annotation, cellular component: plasma membrane. The transcript has 5 exons. The coding region runs from base 548 to 1351 and encodes 267 amino acids. The record is from RefSeq and is a predicted model, not a curated record. NCBI's taxonomy places the organism in Eukaryota, Metazoa, Chordata, Lepidosauria, Squamata, Lacertidae.